AUGACGGCAGACAGGGAGAGGAGGAGCUCUCUCCCCCUCAGGGCUGUGAGCCGUGAGGCGGCGAGGAGGCGACGCAGGGUGGAGUCAGACGUGCUCUCUGACUUGUCCCUCCUCCUGCCCCUCCACCCCUCCGUCCGAGCCCACCUGGACAAGCCCUCGGUCAUUCGCCUCACGCUCAGCUACAUACGCAUACACACACUGCUGGCAGGCGCUCAGAUGGAAACCAGUCAAACAGUGAAAUACAGACAGCCGGUGGAGGAGAGGCCACACCUAGAGAGGAGAGCGCAGGACGGAGGCCGCAACGAGGAGGGGAAAGAGCUGGAGGAGCUGGUGGCCGUGGAGGAGACGGAGAUGUACAUGAGGAUGAUGGAGGGCUUUCUGAUGGUGGUGUCAGCUGAUGGAGACAUGAUCUUCCUGUCUGACAAUGUCAGCAAGCACAUGGGCCUGACGCAGACUGAGCUGAUGGGACACAACAUCUAUGAGUUCACCCACCCUUGUGACCACGAGGAAAUGAGAAACAACCUACGUCUAUCAGCAGAUGUUGGCUGGCGCGGCGCUGAGAGAAACUUUGUCAUCAGGAUGAAGAGCGCUAUGGCACACAGAGGAAGAACCGUCAACCUCAAGUCGGCCACCUGGAAGGUUCUGCACUGUCAGGGCCGUGUGAAAGUGUGUGUCGCCCCCUCUUCAGUCUCCUGCCUGCUGCUAACCUGCCGGCCGCUUCCCCUCUCACACACACUCCUCAGCACACACACCUUCACCAGCCAACACAGCAUGGACAUGAAGUUCACACACUGUGAUCGCAGUGUAACCGCACUUUUAGGAUACAGUCCCGAGGAGCUCCUGGGCCGCUCCAUCUAUGAUCUCUGUCACACACAGGACAUGAACUGCCUGACCAAAAUGCAUGUGAACUUAUGUUUGAAGAGCCAGUCAGUGAGUGGUCAGUACCGGAUGCUGGUGCGAGGUGGAGGUUACGUCUGGGUGGAGAGUCACAGCGCUGUCAUCCCCAGUGUCCGUCCCUCCAGGUCCAACCCCAGCAGCGCCCAGCAGCCCCUCUGCAUCCUCUGUGUCACCUAUGUCCUCAGUGGAGUGGAGGAGCCGUCCCUGCUGCUUUCCUUGGACCAGACUGUCCAUCGAUACGCGAGAUGAAAUUGGCAUCGAGAAUCUCAAGGGAGCCAAACUAACUCUCUGCUCUACCUCCCUCUGUAAAUCCUGAAAUGCCUUUCAUUGUACUAAUUUAAUAUAAAAAAGCAACAACAAAUAAUAAAA
This is a messenger RNA of Myripristis murdjan (pinecone soldierfish), 1266 nucleotides long. RefSeq names its product endothelial PAS domain protein 1a (gene epas1a). The coding region runs from base 1 to 1146 and encodes 381 amino acids. The record is from RefSeq and is a predicted model, not a curated record. The transcript is spliced from 9 exons. Gene Ontology annotation, molecular function: DNA-binding transcription factor activity, RNA polymerase II-specific; RNA polymerase II transcription regulatory region sequence-specific DNA binding; protein dimerization activity. NCBI's taxonomy places the organism in Eukaryota, Metazoa, Chordata, Actinopteri, Holocentriformes, Holocentridae. Gene Ontology annotation, biological process: regulation of transcription by RNA polymerase II; cellular response to hypoxia.